Hyaloperonospora brassicae is the source of this 321-nucleotide messenger RNA. The record is from the annotation of a GenBank genome assembly. NCBI's taxonomy places the organism in Eukaryota, Oomycota, Peronosporomycetes, Peronosporales, Peronosporaceae.
AUGCACGACUUUGCCGACAUUCACGCCGACGACAAGGGCUUUGUGCUUCUCGGCACGAGAGACGCCGAAGGGGGCGGCACUCUCAACUGCGGCAAUCCGAGCAAUAUGUGUGGCACAGCCCCUGACCCGGCGGUGCCCUGCUACGACAUGUACUUGGCUCGCUUCGACGGCUCGAGCGAGACGUGGGCCACGAAGCUGACGUCGUCCAGCGCAUCGCUGCCGCCAAUCUCGGCGACCUCGUGCCGGACUCGGACCCGUCGAGCAAAAAGUACUGGGCGACAGUCAGCAAUGGCAAAGGUGACAAUGCCGACGUGCAUCUGA